AUGCCUGUUCUUUCCAGCCUAAAACUCACGGCCCUUGGCCUUCUUCUAGCAUAUCUAUUUGGAGUAGUGAGUGGCCUGGAUGUGCCGGGAGCGGACAGCGCAGGUGGUGGAGGGCUUGGUAAGGCUCUACCUGGACUUGGUGCAACAGGGGGCUUGGGAGAGACAGUUCAGGGUCUUGGUAUUGAUCAAAUUCUCAAUCUUGACCUAGACAAUCAAAAGAAACUCGUUGGUGUAGGAGGCCAGCAGGGUGAAGCAAAGAUCGACGUUCUGGCCGCAAGGCGUGCUAGAGAGAACAACAGUACAGUUGAGGAGGAGAAGCAAAAGAUCAAGGAUAAUCAAAAGAACGACAAGAAUACAAAGCAAAAGGCGGAAGAAGACCUGAUAGCAGGUCGCCUCAAUGCAUUCUAUGCAUAUGGCAUGCAGAGUGUCGGGCAGAAGGUUCGUCCCAAAUGGGUUCUGAUCUUCGAGAAUGCAUUCACUGCCCAUGCAUAUUUCGGCCAGGUGAUGCAAGACUAUCAGGAGUAUUACAAAAAGAGCAGAGAGAACUCCAAGGAUCCACGUCCUCAUCCACAGAUCUUCAUUUUCCCUCAUGGUGUCGGGCCGGACGAUUUGGAGCGAGUCAAUAGAUACAAGGACUAUGCCAACAAGUUGUUCUUCAACCCAGUUGAUGAGAAGACUAUGCAGCUGCCUGUCAUUCCUGUGCAGGACAAGUAUGGUUAUAUCUUACACAGCACUAGUUAG
Molecule: messenger RNA, 741 nt
Organism: Penicillium samsonianum
Lineage: Eukaryota; Fungi; Ascomycota; Eurotiomycetes; Eurotiales; Aspergillaceae
Exons: 4
Coding region: 1-741 (246 amino acids)
Source: RefSeq, a predicted model, not a curated record